Daphnia pulicaria is the source of this 1935-nucleotide messenger RNA. RefSeq names its product gastric triacylglycerol lipase-like. Gene Ontology annotation, biological process: lipid metabolic process. The record is from RefSeq and is a predicted model, not a curated record. The transcript has 14 exons. The coding region runs from base 324 to 1826 and encodes 500 amino acids. NCBI's taxonomy places the organism in Eukaryota, Metazoa, Arthropoda, Branchiopoda, Diplostraca, Daphniidae.
UUUAAAUAUCAAAGAGAACUUACAGCGCGCAAACAGCCAUCAAUCUCAAGGUGAAAAUCUUCUGACGAAAAAAACCUCGUUCAACAGGUUAUACUCGGUGGAUGACUCAUCGUUUUUUGAGUUCAAGGUCGUGAAUAGUUUGGCAUAAACUUGACCCGAUCCACUCUGCUGCCAAAUAAAAUCACUGGGCUCAAGAUACAGCGGCGCCAUGUACAGAAGCGAAAAAAGGGUUUCUUUAUUUUAUAUAACAUGAGGAUGUAACGGACUAACGGUUCCCCCCGCCGCACAUGGAGAUUUCCUAGUCGCCCAGCAGCUGAUGGCGUAUGUACGCAACAUUUUUUUUUUUUUUUAGAAUUCUCACGUCGUUGUCAAAACAGGUUUCUUAUGUAUCAAACGCUUAUACGUACAUGCGAGGGGCUAUAACAUCGAUCCAACUAGUCGCAAAAUUGCCAUUUGGGUCGUAUAUGGUGAGGAUUGGGUCAUUAUUACGUCAGUUGUUGGACAAGUUUGAAAGUUUCGCCAUGAUUUUAAGGCGGCCAAUCGAGUUCUUCUACUGUUGGUUAUCUUUAAUUGCAAUCUUCCUGAGUGGCUGCAGUUCCAUUGAGAAAAAUCACCGCAGUCUCAAUCGAUUUUAUUCCGCACGAUCGGUGCUCAAAAGUUGGCGGAGGAAAGCUCAGGAGCAAUCCGCCAGAUUCUUUGAUCGACUACCAAAGAAUCCGGAAGUCUUCUACACACCCCCGGAAGUGAUCAGGAGCCGGGGCUACCCAGUCGAGGUUCACCACAUCACAACAGAUGAUGGGUACAUUUUGGAGAUUCACCGCAUUCCGGCCCAAUCAUCUGGCGGACCUAAGAAAGCGGUUUUCCUUCAGCACGGGGUCCUUGAGUCUUCCGGCACUUGGCUCGUCAAUCCUUCCAAGCGCUCCCUCCCAUUUUUACUUGCCGAUAAAUCGUACGACGUGUGGAUCGGUAAUUUCCGGGGCAACAGGUAUUCCAGGAGACACGUCACCCUCAAUCCCGAUGAAACCGAAUUUUGGAAAUUCAGUUGGGACGAAAUCGGAAAUUACGACCUGCCGGCCGUCAUCAAUUACAUCCUGAAAACAACUGGCCAAUCGAAAUUAUCAUACAUAGGACAUUCGCUGGGAUGCGGAACUUUCUUUAUCGCCAUGGUCAAACAUCCGGAGCUCAACUCUAAAAUUGACGUCAUGGUUGCCCUGGCACCACUGUCGUCCUUUGCUCAUUUCACCAACGCCAUCUAUCGCAUGUUAGCUCCGCUGGAUCGAAUCAUCCAGACUUACCUCCAGAUGGUAGGGACUUGGGGCUGGCUGGACAGUCAAGGUUUCGGCGAUCGUUUCUUCAAUUCCCUGUGCGGUAAGACUUACACCCUGGCCAACCGUUGCGCGGACAUAUUACGCGUAUUUUCUGGGCCGAAUCCCAGCAACAAUUUCGACCCUCCCGUAGUGCCAUUGAUGAUUGUCAAUGUUUUCCAAGGGACGUCGGUGCCCGUCAUAGCCCAAUUUGCUCAAAAUUUCCAUGCAGGGGUGACAUUUCAAGCUUACGAUUACGGGCCUCGAGAGAACAUUAUGCGCUACGGAUCGACCAGACCGAUGGAAUACAAUCUAGACCAAAUUACAGCUCCGAUUUACGUGUUUUCGGGAGGAAAUGACACCAUUGUCACACCAAUGGAUGUGGACUGGCUACUGACUCAACUUAAAAACAUGAAGGGAUCAGCCCGCAUUCCAGAAUACAAUCACCUCGAUUUCAUAUGGGGGACGGAUGUCAAGGAAAAAUUGUACGAUCAAGUCAUGGCCCUUUUACCACCGCCGUAAGUUCAUUGCUCAAGUGUUAUUUAAUUUACAAGUUCAAAUCAAAACUGCCUAGGAACAAUAAUUUAAUCCGCAAAUUGUUAAAUGUUAAUAAAUUCAAUUUUUGACCGAC